CUCCUCUACCUGCAAAACAACACAGGCUGAGACACCCUGGAAGGCUCAGCCCGUGGAGUAGUUUAACUUUUGAUCUUCUAUAGAUUGCAUUCUCCGGUUCCUAAGAGACUUAUUAGCUUAUCUUCACACACACACACACACACACACACACACACACACACACACACACACACACACACCACUCUACAAAGAGGAAGAAAAAGAAGGAGAACAGGAGGAGGAGGGGAGAAGUCUUGCAUCCUAUGCUGUAGAGGACCUCAGAAUCCUGACACCUCUGAAGAAACUUCCAGCAACGUUCACCUGUAAUUUCAGAAAUGGUGAAUGAAUACAAGAAAAUUGUUCUUCUGACAGGACUAAUGGGUAUCAGUGACCAUGAUUUUAAAAUGGUUAAGUCCUUGUUGAGCAAAGAACUAAAACUAAAUAGAAAAAUGCAAGAUGAUUAUGACAGAGUUAAGAUUGCUGACUUGAUGGAAGAAAUGUUCCCAAAAGAUGUUGGAAUGCACCAACUGAUAGAACUGUAUAAAGAGAUGCCAGGACUUGGAGACCUUGCUGAUAAACUCAAAAAAGAGAAGGCAAAAGUUAAAAGGAAACAGAUGGAGAGAGGCAACACUACAUCAAGAAGACUCAGGCGAGAUGAACCCAGUUCUUCCCAACCUAUGUCCACCAUAAAUGAAGAUUUGGAACCAGAAUCAGGCAGGAGUACACUGAACUCACAGGUUCCUCGGUUAUCUACAGCAACUGCUUCUAACAGGGACCAAGCCACUCAAGUGUCUCCAGAAAUAUCAUUUAGAGCCCAGGCCCACCAAGUGUCUCUAGCAACAGCAUCCAGCCAUGCCCAAGCCUCUGGAAUGUCUCCAGCAACAAGAUCCAGUGGUGUCCAGGUCCCUGGUGUGUCUGUAACAACAGCAUCCAGCAGUGCCCACGUCCCUGGAGUGUCUGCAGCAGCAGCGUUCAGCAGUUCCCAGGCCCCCAGAAUGUUUCUAUCAAUACCACCCAAGAAACCAAGAAUGAAGACUGUUCCUACUCAACCUUCUGAGGUAGAUGGUCACCACCAAGGUCCCAAACAAGUGAUGGUGUUAAAAGCAACAAAACCAUUUACAUAUGACAGUAAAGGCGAGAGAAGUAUGUUCCAUGCCACAGUGGCCACGGAGACUGAAUUCUUUAGAGUGAAGGUGUUUGAUAUUUUCCUGAGGGAGAAGUUCAUACAAAACAAGGUCAUUACCAUCUCAGAUUAUGUCGGUCGCAAUGGGUUCAUAAAUAUUUACAGUGCCUCCAGUGUGUCAGAGGUAAAUAGUAACCAAUCAAUGAAUAUCUCAACUACACUGAGGCAAAGAGCCAAUGCAACACCUAAAAUCAACUAUCUUUGCUCAAAAAGAAGAGGAAUAUUUGUGAAUGGAAUCUUUAAGGUAUAUAAGAAAAAUGAGAAUAAGGACAGCAUUUUCUAUGAAAUCCAAGAUAAUACAGGGAUGAUGGAGGUGGUGGUCUGUGGACGACUGACCAGUGUUGACUGUAACCCAGGAGAUAAACUUAAACUCCUGUGCUUUGAAUUGACAUCAGAUGAGGAUAAAGUGCAGCUGAGAUCUACCAGGCACAGUAACAUGAAGGUCAUCAAGGGUAGGAAUUGAGAAACAACUGCUCUAUCCUGCUUCAGUUAUGAGACUUCAUGAAUUCUCAUUAUGGAGACUUGGACACCUCUGAUGCUUGUAGUGAUAAGAUCCAGUUCCAACUACAGAAAAAGGUCAUGGGUAUAACAGAUAGAGGUCACUUCUUUGCUCUAGGAACUGGUGAUUUUAAUCUUUCUAUACUUUUCGUAUUUUAAUUAUGUGAUUUGAUUUUAUAAUGCUUAUACUUUGAAAGGAAAAACAUUUUAAUCUGAAUCAAGUACUUCUACAAAUUCUUCCAGUUGUUACUUGCUUUAAAACUGGGUCUGCACACCAGACGGUGAUAAGAUAUCGUUUAUGAUUUCUUAAAGCUUACCUGAGGAUUCAGAAAGCAAAGGAGCCAGCAACUAGCUCUCACCUCUAGCUCAGGCUGAAAGAGAUGAUCCGCACAUGAGUUCUUCACCAACUCUCAAAUUGCUGCCUGUCUUUAGUAUGGCUGGAGAAUGAAUGCCUCUCUGAGACCUUGCAUCUGUCCUAUAUACUUCCCUAAUGUUGAGAUUAAAGGUAUGAGCUAUAA
This is a messenger RNA of Mesocricetus auratus (golden hamster), 2178 nucleotides long. Its product is annotated as pyrin and HIN domain-containing protein 1-like. The record is from RefSeq and is a predicted model, not a curated record. NCBI's taxonomy places the organism in Eukaryota, Metazoa, Chordata, Mammalia, Rodentia, Cricetidae. The transcript is spliced from 7 exons. Gene Ontology annotation, molecular function: double-stranded DNA binding. Gene Ontology annotation, biological process: cellular response to interferon-beta; activation of innate immune response. The coding region runs from base 315 to 1625 and encodes 436 amino acids.